Aethina tumida (small hive beetle) is the source of this 1206-nucleotide messenger RNA. Its product is annotated as phospholipase A1 4. Lineage: Eukaryota; Metazoa; Arthropoda; Insecta; Coleoptera; Nitidulidae. The record is from RefSeq and is a predicted model, not a curated record. The transcript has 7 exons. Gene Ontology annotation, molecular function: lipase activity. Bases 3 to 1145 code for a protein of 380 amino acids.
AUAUGGUUUUGUUGUUAGUUUUGUUUCACAGCCCUAUAAUAGUACACACGAUGCUCUUAAAAUUUUUGAUACUUUUAGUUUUUGUUUCCUUUGGAUCAUCUCAAAUAUUGCCCAACCCUUUGGAAUUUCUAGAUGGCAUCUUCAAAAAUGCGCCCAGAGCGGCCCAAACUUUAUUGAAUCCUGCUAAACUUUUGGGCGAUGCUAUCAAAGAUGGUCCAAAGCCCCCUUUUCCAAGAAUACCAACACCAAACGAAUUUUUGGAAAACUUGUUCAAUGAAACAACAAGCGAAAUCUUGACAAUGACAAAAAACUUCUAUUUCCGAGACGUUAGAACGCAAGAUCUAAACUUCUUGUUGCACAACAAAAAUGGCUCAUACGACAAAAUCGACGAAGAUUCCGUGAACAAAAUUAACGCUAAAGAACCAAUUAAAAUUAUAAUUCAUGGUUGGCAAAGUGAAGGGGACGCAUCCUUUAUUAAAAGAUUUGUCAACUCGUAUGCAAAAAUUGGUAUCACCAACGUACUUUCACUGGAUUGGACAAAACACUCCAAAAAAAACUACAUACAUGCGGCAAGCAGUACCAUGAAUAUUGGCAAGAUUUUAGGUGACUUUAUUUUAAAAAUAGUCAACAAAGAUGAGAAGCUUUUAAAAAAUAUUCAUCUGAUUGGCCACUCAUUAGGUGCACAUAUUGCGGGGUUCGCUGGCAAACGCGUGAAAAAGGAGCUGAAAACGAAAGUGGGCCGCAUUACGGCUUUGGAUUCGGCGGCGCCGAUAUUUGAGUUUCCGAUAAAAAUGCUGCCGGAACUGAGACUAUCUGGAGACGAUGCGGAUUAUGUGGACGGUAUUCACACCAACGCCGGAUUUUUCGGAUUCCUCGGUCCGGUCGGAACGGCGGAUUUUUACAUCAACAAUGGCGGACCCCUACAACCAGGAUGUCUGGAGGUGAACAUCGUGGACACAUUUUUCUGCAGUCAUUCUAUGUCCCAUGAUAUAUUCAUUGAGUCCAUAACGACGAAAAGGAUGAAAGCAACUGCAUGCCCCAACGUGGCCCUGUUCCGUACUAGAUUGUGCGACUUGAAUGUCAAAGUGGUAAUGGGAGAACAUGCUUCCACAAAGGCAGAUGGAACGUUUUUCUUUGAUAAAUAAAUUGUUACGCAGUUACAUGAGAAACAUGUCCUAACAUAAUAAAGCUUAUUUUUUAAAUACA